AUGAAAGUGAUCAUUGUUGGAUCCAGUGGCUUCGUGGGCACAGAGCUCGUUCGACAGGCCAUCACCAGUCCUGCUGUAACCUCAGUCGUGGGAAUUGGUCGCCGCGAAACGCCAGUCCCGGAGAGCCUCAAAGACUCUAGUGACGCAGCAAAAUUAAUCUCUGUUGUGUGCGAUGACUUUUUGAACUAUUCGGACAAUGUCAAGCAGCAUCUAUCCAAUGCCGAUGCCUGCAUUUGGCUGAUGGCGGUAACUCCGAGGAAUUCCAGCAAGAUGCCUUGGGAUGAAGUUCGCAAGAUCUGCUCCGACUACACCAUUGCUGGUCUUAAAGAGUUAUCCAAGGCUCCUCGGAAUAACACGACAAAGCCUCUGCGGUUUGUAUAUGUUAGUGGCGCCAACGCUGAGCGCGACCAGUCCAAGAAGCCAUGGGUAUUGGGCGACUACUGUCUCAUGAGGGGAGAGGUGGAAACUCGCGUCUUGGACUUUGCCAAGAACUCCAACAAUGCUAUUGAAGCUUGCAUAGUCAAGCCGGGCCUCAUUCGAGAUCCUCAACAGGGAAAUAUUGUCACCAACACCUUUCAGAAUGUCCUCACUAGCGUCAUAAGCCUCCCUAUUGUUUCUUUACACGAUGUGGCGGCGACGUUACUCAACCAGGCGACAGAAAGAAUUGAGAAGGAAACGCUGGAAUGUGACGAUAUCACCAGAAUUGGAGGGAGUAAAUAG
This is a messenger RNA of Trichoderma breve, 720 nucleotides long. RefSeq names its product NAD(P)H-binding domain-containing protein. The record is from RefSeq and is a predicted model, not a curated record. Bases 1 to 720 code for a protein of 239 amino acids. The transcript has 3 exons. Lineage: Eukaryota; Fungi; Ascomycota; Sordariomycetes; Hypocreales; Hypocreaceae.